AUGAUGGCGCCCUACAACCAACUCGAACCUGAAGAGGUCACCCACAUCAAGGGGCUACAUGAGGCAGAUCCCACGUACUGUCAGAUCAAGGACCGUGUGGGGUUACCAAUCUCCACCAUCUCAAGCGUCCUCACGGAGAAGACUAAGAAGUCCAAGAAGCCAGUCGGUCUUCCCCCGAAGCUCUUCGAUCGCGACACACGCCAUCUCAUCUGCACCACCUCCGAAGGCCAAGCCAAGUUCAGUAAGAUGGAGGCCGACCUCGAGCUAAAGUGCAGCGCUCCCCUUGGUUAA
This is a messenger RNA of Peronospora matthiolae, 291 nucleotides long. The record is from the annotation of a GenBank genome assembly. NCBI's taxonomy places the organism in Eukaryota, Oomycota, Peronosporomycetes, Peronosporales, Peronosporaceae.